Bactrocera latifrons is the source of this 2806-nucleotide messenger RNA. Its product is annotated as protein insensitive. Gene Ontology annotation, molecular function: DNA binding; transcription corepressor activity. The transcript is spliced from 3 exons. Gene Ontology annotation, cellular component: nucleus. The coding region runs from base 582 to 2144 and encodes 520 amino acids. NCBI's taxonomy places the organism in Eukaryota, Metazoa, Arthropoda, Insecta, Diptera, Tephritidae. Gene Ontology annotation, biological process: positive regulation of neuron differentiation; negative regulation of Notch signaling pathway. The record is from RefSeq and is a predicted model, not a curated record.
UUACUUGAAACGGGCGAUAUUUCGCGCUUUAAAACAGUAAUACGAUUUGAGUGAAAAUUCUGAAACUGUUUUGGCUCCAAGUAGAUUUUUUCAUUAAUGUAUGAUCUACCUGCGUAUUUCUGUGCUGAAAAGGCGGUACUAUUUAUUCAAAGUAGAAUGUAAACGAAGGUUGACUUCGCAGACAAAUAGGAGUACGCUACAUACAUAUGUACAUACUUACAUAUAUAGGAUACAGUACAGAAACCAUCUGCAUUCAGGCUUUGCUUUAAGUAAAUAACCAUUGCGAGGUAGCAUUGAGUGUGAACAAUAACAGACCAUAGUGGAUUAGCAGAGCUCUUAACGUUGAAGGAAAAAUUUUAUGGGAUAUCUGAGUUUACAAUAAAGAGUCCAGGCAUGUUAUCGGCUGCAUUAGCGGAAUUCAUUUUCCUACCCUUAUUUUAGCAUACGCAGAGUCCAUUGAAUAUAUAACAGCAAGCAACUUCAGGGAAAAGGCCAUUCAUCUCUGUACGAUCUACUAGUUCACACACAUCAUAGUGUUAAAUUUUAAAUUUUAAACAGCGAAUCUUCGUACAACUGACAAAAUGGAGCGUAAUUCAAUGAAUAUUCCAUUGGUUAACCAACACGUUAUCCAUAACACACACCAUCAUCAGGCAGAAAUAAUAUAUUCAAGUACAGGCGGAUCGAGCCAAAUGCGAUAUUUUUGUGAACGCCCGAUGAUGCUCAAUACAUGGACACAGACGUCAAAUGCGGAUCUCGGCAUUAGAGAUGACUAUAUAAAUAUAGAGGAGCAAAAGCAAAGAGAGAAAGAAUUAUUAGAAAAAAUACGGGAUCUUGAGUCAAAACUUCGUACUCAGUCAGAAAUGCUUUCGCAACAACCAGCAGGUGGACGUAGGAGAAACUCGAAUCCAAAAAAAGCUAGAAGCCCGAGACAACGGUUACAAGAAGUAAUCGUAGAUCAAAUACCUGUCCAAAUACAUGAAAACCAUCCCCAAGAUGUACAAAAUCAACAGGAUGAACAAUAUACAGAAACAAAAUUUCAGAUAUAUAAUACUCAUGUGAGUCCAAGGAAUGUACAUUGUGAGGAAUUGUCACAAACCCAUACAUCUUCACAACACCAACCGGUGCAGCAUUCUUCAGAGCAGCAGACUAUUAUGCAAACUCAGUAUAUGUCGCAAAAUAUGGAUGUAUCUAUUCAACCUCAGGAAUUGCAGAUUGAUACUAUACAAGAUCGACCACGUAAGGUGAAUUACACAAUAAUAGCUGAUGGCGGUGUCAACGGUCAAGAUGGGCCCAUAGAGAUAGAAAUUGCCGAAGAAGAAAAUGGCUUAAACUUAAAUGGUUCUGCUGAUUCCGACCGUUUAGAAAUAUGCUUGGCUGAGGAACAGCCUCAAACGCCAGUAAAUGUUAAUUAUAUUAAAAUCGAUAAGGAUGCGGAACAGAAUCAACCAAUUCCUGUUCAGAAAGCCUCCGGAAAAAGGAAACGAAAAGUGUCUAAAAAGAAUAUUGUUCAAAACACCGAUAGAAACAAUGGCGAUCUAGCAGAAUUCAAACCAGUGGUAUCAGAUCAUUCACAAUUCACAGGAAAUUGUGAAAUAUCUCGACAACAUCAGUUAAUAGUAGCGGAAGAUAACCACUCCAAUUUACCGAUUCUACAACAGCAGCAACAGCAACUAAGUGAAAUCACAAACGAUGUUCAGGAAUUUAGCACUUUAGCAAAUUCCGAAUUUAAAAAGAAUUCUUAUAUAUCGAUUGGGCCAAACAAUACCCGGGUACCGACUAAAAUUUACGAUAGUAUUAAUUGGGAAAAUGCAUCGAUGGCCACAAGAAAACUCAUGAUAGGAGUUUUCGAUCGUUUUACCUUAGCCACUCACUCAAUGACUGGAAAACCCUCUCCAGCUUUUAAAGAUCAUAAUAAACCACUCAAGAAAAGGUUAAACCCUUUAAAAGUACAAGACAUCAUAUUUGCAGUUAGUAGACGGAGUAAAGUAAACGAAAAGGAGGUGCGUACUGUUAUUACCACCAAAUGCGCCGAUGAAAAUAAAAUGUGGAAAUUAACACAGGCCAAACUCAAGGAGCAAAAGGAGCAAAACAAAGAAAAUGUUGCAAAUGUUGAAAAUUUAGCAAAUAUUCAAAAUGUUGCUUGACGUACAAUACAUAAUUGACUAGAAUAUAAGCAUUCAUAUAUCAUAUUAACUAGAUAAGAGGAACAAAUAAUCACAACAACUCUUUCAUUGAUACUUACUGUUAUAUAAGGGCUUAAGAAAAUUUCGUCGAUCUCGUAAAAAUUUGGUAAACAAGUACUAGAAUGAAUACCAAAGAUAAAUGAGGCCAAAUACAUUGCACAAUCAAAACAUUAAAAAUAUUUAUUUUAACUAUAUACUAUUGUAAUUAAUUGAAUUGGACAAAUUACCAGAGAUUUGUUUUUGUUAAGUAUGUACGUAGUUAUAAGUUAUUCAAUGAAUUGAUGAAAUGUUUCACAAUACUGCCUAUCUCAUAAUAAUGUUUAUUUAUAUGUAUUAAAAUACAUACAUAUACUUAAGUACAUAUCAUUUGUAAGUUUAUAUAUAAAUUUCUUUUUCCAAAAUUUAUUAUUGAGCAUUUUAUUCAAAAUGUAGUUUAUGGACAUACGUACAAAAACAAGACUAUAAAAAGGUAUAAAUUAUAUCUUCAUUUUACUAUACUUCAGAUUAGCAAAAACGUAUUUUUGUGCUUAAAUAUUAUCAAUUUAGAAUGUUGGUAUGCCGUUCUACCUGUACUAUAUGUUGUUUGUCCAAAAAAUAUAUAAAAGUGAAUAAAAGCAACACGA